Molecule: messenger RNA, 1105 nt
Organism: Capsella rubella
Lineage: Eukaryota; Viridiplantae; Streptophyta; Magnoliopsida; Brassicales; Brassicaceae
Product: RPM1-interacting protein 4
Exons: 4
Coding region: 216-842 (208 amino acids)
Source: RefSeq, a predicted model, not a curated record
GAGAGAGAGAGAGAGAGAGAGAGAGAGAGGUGAAGAAGAAAAUUAGAGAAGAGAAGGGUCAAAGAAUACAUAGCAUCACACUAGUCAACGCUUUGAUAAAACUUCUUCUUCUUCGUCUCUUCUCCUUCUCACAUCUCUCUUUCUCACAAACCAAACAAAGCUUUAGACUUCAAUUCUCUAGCUACCUCUCUUUUCACAAUCUCUCUCUCUCUCCCAUGGCACGUUCUAAUGUACCCAAAUUUGGAAACUGGGAAGCUGAGGAGAAUGUUCCUUACACAGCUUAUUUUGACAAAGCUCGUAAGACUCGAGCUCCAGGUGGUAAGAUCAUGAACCCGAAUGACCCGGAGUAUAACUCUGAUUCUCAAUCACAAGCUCCUCCUCCUUCCAGAACCAAACCUGAGCAGGUUGACACUGUUAGAAGAUCGCGUGACCAUACAAGAAGCCGAGAAGAGAGUGAGUUGAAGCAGUUUGGUGAUGCUGGUGGCUCAUCAAAUGAGGCUGCUAACAAAAAACAAGGAAGGUCUUCUCAGAACAAUAGUUACGACAACAAGUCACCGUUGCAUAAGAACUCAUAUGAUGGCACUGGAAGAACCAGGCCUAAACCUGCUAACCUUAGAGCUGAUGAAAGCCCUGAAAAAGUCACAGUGGUGCCAAAAUUCGGUGACUGGGACGAGAAUAACCCGUCAUCAGCUGAUGGAUACACACACAUUUUCAAUAAAGUCCGCGAAGAGAGAAGUUCUGGACCAAACGCGAGUGGAUCUUCAAGAACGCCGACUCAUCCAGUCCCCCGUAACCCUAACAACACUUCCUCAUGUUGCUGCUUUGGCUUUGGAGGAAAAUGAAAGGGAAAUGUAUCCAGAAGAUUGUAUAUAGCUAUGGAGAAAUCAGUGUUUAAUCUUAAUGAUCAGACAUUCGAGCUUUUUUAGAUGAAAUAAGGCAUCAGUACCACUUGCAUAAGAUUUUAUAGUAUAGUUUUGUAUGUAAUAUUUUGUAAUUUUUCAUACUACUUUUGGUGUUUUCAUAAGACACAUUCAAGUUUUGGACCUGCUUGCAGAUUCAUUAUAUCCAAGUUUGAUAAGAAUCAGAGAUAUUUAGGUACCUCCAA